Eutrema salsugineum is the source of this 609-nucleotide messenger RNA. RefSeq names its product histone H4. Bases 86 to 397 code for a protein of 103 amino acids. The record is from RefSeq and is a predicted model, not a curated record. Gene Ontology annotation, biological process: nucleosome assembly. Gene Ontology annotation, molecular function: structural constituent of chromatin; protein heterodimerization activity; DNA binding. NCBI's taxonomy places the organism in Eukaryota, Viridiplantae, Streptophyta, Magnoliopsida, Brassicales, Brassicaceae. The transcript has a single exon. Gene Ontology annotation, cellular component: nucleosome.
UCAUUUCUCAUCACAAUCCCACUCUAAUUGAGAUUCUUCUUCAUCAUUUAAUUUUCACGAGCAAAUCCAAUUUACAUCGGAAAAAAUGUCGGGUCGUGGAAAGGGAGGAAAGGGUUUGGGGAAAGGAGGAGCGAAGCGUCACAGGAAGGUUCUGAGAGACAACAUCCAAGGAAUCACCAAGCCGGCGAUUCGGAGGCUGGCUCGUAGAGGUGGAGUCAAGCGUAUCAGUGGUCUGAUCUACGAGGAGACACGUGGCGUCCUCAAGAUCUUUUUGGAGAACGUUAUCCGUGACGCCGUCACAUACACCGAGCACGCCAGGAGGAAGACGGUGACUGCCAUGGACGUCGUUUACGCGCUCAAGAGGCAAGGCAGGACUCUCUACGGUUUCGGCGGUUAAGAAUCUGUUCUGCUUCGAGUUUGUGUUUCUCCUUUUCUGGGUUCUCUGAAUUAGGCGUAUUAUUCUAGAAAUUUCUGAUCAAAUCAUGUUCUACUUAGCGUUUUCGUUAUAUGUAAUUACGCCUUAUCUUUUGUUUUAGUGAUUUGUUGUCAUUGUAAUCCACGAUUAAGUACAAGUUUCUGGAGAAGUAUAAUCGAAUCUCAUUUCAGUAA